UCCAUAAACUACAAUUACACUUUUAAUGCAUUAUUUGCAGUGAAGAAUGCUAAGAUAACUUCUUUAAUAACAUCCGUUAUUUCACUCUCUUUUCUGCGAGUCUUCCACGCAUGGGUGAGCAAAUUCAGAAAAAUCCUUCAAACAUUUGAUCUCAAGCAGCGUCGACCCCGUGGGAUUCCCAAUCUUUUAAUCCUUUUUGAUCUCAUCACCUUUUCUGGAGUGAUUACUAUUUAUGGAACAUAACAAAAAAAGAAUCAUGACCAUUGUCCUUUUUCUUUUUCUGACUUUUAGAACAUUUGACGAUAUCUUCUCCUUCAGAGUGCAACUUAUUUUGGAAGAAUGGACUUUAAAACUAUAUUGGUAAUAGAAUAAAACAAAAGAUGAAGAGGAUAUCGUUUGUUAGAAGCCUUUUUCUACUACCAGUUUUAAAUACAGUGUCAUCCUUUCAACUAAGCUCAGAGAAUCUUCUAAGAAGAGCUGGGAAGCCUAUUAGUUGGAAAUGGAAUGAAAAUCUUCUAAAAACAUCCGACGCUUUUAGAAGAAGAAGGUUUCUGGGUGACGAAUCUUCUCAGCCCUGGUGGAAAGAAAUCCACUCUGACACGCAAGAUUUCGCAUCUAGUGGUUCUGCCACGAAUCCUCUCACUUCUGCAGAAGAUACUCUUUCAGAAAAACUGCAACACACUCCACCUUUCGACAGUUUGGAGAAUCUUCCAGCACCACUUGCUCGAAUCGAAUCCGAGGAGGUCAAACUACAUCCUCACCGUGAAAUCGAAGAGCCUUUGCUUGGAGAGGUCAUCAUUGAUGAACUGCAUAGACCCUCUAAGCUUGAACUUGAGUCUGCGACAAAACGAUUAAAGGAUAUAUCUUCCAAUUCCUUAACGGGGCAGGUUACGUCAUCUGUGGAAUAUGUUGUACCAUCCAUAGAACUUGUGGAGCCUCAUGUUGAGUAUGCCAAUCCAUUUGAAGUAAUAACAACAACCCCUUCGAUUAUACCAGAGGUAGAAUAUGUGGAGCCAUCUGUGGAGUUCGUGGAACCCGUGAUUGAAUACGAUCCCCGGAACAAUUUUUCGGAAAACUAUAGUAUUGUUUCUUUUGGAGAUGAAGGAUCCGGCUUGGAGGAUGAAUCGUUUUCCGAUGAAAAUUUACCAGUUGAGGAAUCCAUUAGAAUUGGCCGUAAGGAACUUCUCCGAUUAUACAGUCACAAAGAAGAUAAACGCUCUUAUUUAACUAAAUCUCAUUCUGAAUCAGAAAAAUCAGAGAGAUUCAGUACGAAAAGGCGUUUCUAUAGACAUCAGCCAAUAAUUGGUGUCCCGGAAGAAAGUUACCCAACACUGGAAAUUUUGCCUGUUGUCCACUUUGCCUGUGAAGAGUAUGCAGAACCAGGGUACUAUGCAGAUAUAUCUUCUAGAUGUCAAAUGUUCCAUAUAUGCCACGAUAAUGGGAUGAGGAGCUCUUUUUUAUGUCCAGUUGGUACAGUAUUCAAUCAAGAAUAUCUAGUUUGUGAUUGGUGGUAUAACGUUGACUGCAGGAACUCGGUGCGGUAUCACAGUCCUCUCAAAGCCUUAAAUUCCAACAAAGAGCAACUACUGGCUUCUGGCUCUGGUACCAACAAUGAUCACGGAGUUUCAUCACCAACAAAUUCAUCGUCCUACUUUUCUGAUAAAAAGUCACCAAUUGUGAAGAAAUUUAACAAUAUUACUAAUGAGACAAUGAAACUUAAAUCAAGCAAAAAUAAAUUUAACACUCUUUCAAAGAAAGCUAUAAAUUAUCCUAUAGGAUACGCUAUCUUGUUGAGGGAGCAUAUAAAGUCGUCCGCUCAAAAACUGUCUGACCAAAGCCUUGACGCAAAAGAAUCUGUGACGCUCGACAAAAAACCUGACACCAUAGAAUUUGUUGAAAACGUGAAUGCCAUCGUGAAAUUCAAAAAACGACUGCGUUCACGACCAAAACCAAAAAAUCAUCUCCGACAAAAGCAGACAUUUUUUGGAGGCACCAAACCAUUCGCUGAUAUAAAAAUUCCAAGCUCAGUUAAGCCUAAAUCGAAUACAAAUGUCAAACAACGGGAGAAUGAUAGCUCUGAAUACGAAACUAGUUUCAAUGGAUAUAAUGUGGAGAAUAUGACAUUGUACCACAUGGUGCCGAAAGUAGCGAAAUUUUCUGCCGUUCACCGAGGCGAUGAAAGAAAAAAUGAAAAUUUGGAAUUAUUAUCUCCUUCAAGGCAGAAGCAUAAUAACAGAAAUAAUACGAUUUUUGAUCAUGCCUAUUGGGAAAAAGUGUUUGCCGCGAAUAAUUUCUCCAGUACUUACGACAAUAAAUUAAACUACGAUGUAGUUAAGAGUACGCUGAGUUACGUCGUAUCAGAAACAAGUGAGAUUGGUAGUAAAGUCUAUAAUUUGUAUUCCAAAUCUUCCUCAGAAACAAAGAACACCGAUGAAAAUCUGGCUCUGAAGUCUCCAGAGCAGUACUCUUUCGAGGAAACAAUUAUAAAUGAAAGCCCGGUUAGUUUUAUGAAUCAACCGAGGGAAAUAGAAAAUAUGGCUAGUAAAGUCAGGAUAAAGAUGGAAUCAGGAACCGUUAAAAAUUCAUUUUUUAAAUACGGAGAUAGAAUAAGUAAAAUAAACAAACCAUCUCAUUUCGAAAAACCUGAAGCUAAAGGGGAAUUCAAAGAGUUCAAGACACACGUCGAAAAGAAACAGUCAUCGCCUCGUAAGUUAGCAUUGCAAGAUAUCCAAGUUCGCAACACAACGCAGUCUAAUGGUAGAAUACUGAUUAGUGACGAAUCAGUGAUAUCUAAAGACAUUAAAAACGAUUCAGAAGCAAAUAAAAUACAGAAUAGCAUCUUUAUAAAAGCAAUAAAAGUGGAUGAUCAUCAUCAACCCGCAUUUGCAGAUAAAAAUGUGACUCACAAAGUACCAGCUUAUCUACAUCAAUACGUAAAAUACAGAAAUAACGCUAGGCCUAACGAAAGUUACUUCUCAAUCAGACGACAUCCUGAAUUAAGUCAAGAUAACAAAUUUCAUUCGAAUAUAACUGCGGCAUCGAAUCAGAGUAAAAAUAAAGCGCUGGAUGACGUAAAAAAACUGUAUUACAUCGACUAUGUAGAUAAUUUAAGCCCGCAUAAUCUGAGCAGCAAAGCUACUCCGAGCGACAAAGUUUACUAUGUAACUAAAGUUUCUGAAAUGGAUUCCUAUUUUCAGAAUGUAACUAAAAUCAAUACCAGCAACGGUGGUUACAAAGUCAUCAAGAAAGUUAAAAUUAAAAGACCGUCACCUAGUUAUUUCAUGUUGCCAGAAAGAAAUGAUAAAACGCUAGGUGUUAAGAAUGAUCUAAAAACUAUAAGGAACAGAUGACUUUUAGUGGACGAUAAGUAGUUUAUAGGUCUGUUGCAACCUCAAUGAUACUCUCUCAUUCUGUUACUAAGACUAAAAAGUGAUAGAAUCAUACAGGGUGUUUUUUUAACAACCGACAUUAAGAGUGUUUUCUGAAGCUUUCUCUUGCCAAAGUCAGUUUGAGUGUUUCAGACUCAAACCAAAGGUUUACUUUUAAACUAUAUUAACUAUCUCCUUGAAAAGUAUUGUCAGCACUUUUUUUUUGUUAAAAUCGCCAGUAUGGCAAAUUUUUCCAUCAGGAUGAAAAUUGAUAAAAUUAUUGUGCAUUUAAAAUGUUUGUAUAUUUUUAUGAAUUUAAAUAACACAGCGGAGUAAGUUUCCUAACAUAAGUUCCCAAACGCUGUUUAUUCACAUUGAUAUUUUGCGUCAUUUUCAAAAUUAAAGUGGAGAGAACUGUCAAAAUAGGGACAAACAUUUAAUAUAACAGCAAUAAAUAACUGUUAUUAUGUCACAACGUUUAUGAAAUUAGCAAGUUAUUUAUUGAAAAGCAUUAUUUCAAAUAACAGCAGAGUCAUUUCAAAUACAUAUUCGUAGAGUCCUAGACUAAAAUGAAAUCAAGAAAGGGCAAAAUAUUAUUUAAGAUAAAAAGAAAAAAAUAUUUCGAAAUUGUGACUAAACAUAGUU
Messenger RNA from Parasteatoda tepidariorum (common house spider), 4013 nucleotides. RefSeq lists its product as uncharacterized. NCBI's taxonomy places the organism in Eukaryota, Metazoa, Arthropoda, Arachnida, Araneae, Theridiidae. Gene Ontology annotation, cellular component: extracellular region. The record is from RefSeq and is a predicted model, not a curated record. Gene Ontology annotation, molecular function: chitin binding.